Molecule: messenger RNA, 1849 nt
Organism: Mizuhopecten yessoensis (Yesso scallop)
Lineage: Eukaryota; Metazoa; Mollusca; Bivalvia; Pectinida; Pectinidae
Product: otolin-1-like
Exons: 7
Coding region: 20-1321 (433 amino acids)
Molecular function (GO): protein binding
Source: RefSeq, a predicted model, not a curated record
UAAUCGCUACACACACAAAAUGGAAGGAGCUAAAAUUUGGUUGGUGGUGUUAACCUGGAUAAUUUCCUCAGCCCAAGCUGACGAAAAUAAGACAAAUUUGCAAAAUCAGAUUACAUCCCUCCUAGACAUUGUUCAAAAGGUAGUGUCGGAUUUCGAUAGUCUUCGCCAACAACACAGAGAACUCGAGCAUCAAUAUCAUCUUCUGUCGGAUGAAUUUCGCUCACUAAGAUUUAAUCACAUACCUUCAACGAAAAGUGUCAGAACUGAUGAACAAGCAAGCCAACCCGUCCAUCCAAAGUUUGCGCACAGUAGAUCAGCUUUUCUAGCACCGCAGGAAAUCGCACUAGAUCAAAAGGGAGCAAAAAGUGAUCGUGGUCUUCAAAGAGAAGCAAGUAUUCCUGGCUUCAUCGAAAACAACGGUCAAAAGGGAGAAAAGGGUGAUCGUGGACCUAAAGGAGACGCCGGUAUACCUGGUUUUAACGGGGACGAUGGAUACGAUGGUCAUAAAGGUGAAAAGGGUGAUCCUGGGAUUAAAGGAGACGCCGGUAUCUCUGGUUUCAAUGGGGACGAUGGAAUAGACGGUCCAAAAGGAGGAAAAGGUGAACCUGGCAAUUCUGGAAUACAAGGCCAGAAAGGGAAUACAGGGACGACUGGACCAGGAGGACAUAAAGGGAAUACAGGGGACACUGGACCAACAGGACAAAAAGGAGAUACAGGAAUACCUGGACCAGCAGGACAAAAGGGCAUAGGGGCGCCAGGAACAGUUGGGCUGAAAGGAGAUUCAGGGACGCCUGGACUAGCAGGACUGAAAGGAGAUUCGGGGACGCCUGGACUAGCCGGACUGAAAGGGACAUCUGGUAUACAGGGGCCAAUAGGACCUACAGGGUUGAAGGGACAAAAGGGGUUGAAAGGGGAUGUAUGCCCUAUGGACGCACAAAUCGCAUUUUAUGCCAGAUUUUACCAAACCAUCAAUGCCAUGUCCAAUGAAGUGAUCGCAUUUCCUAAUAUAGGGACGAAAAUUGGAACAUCAUACGAGAGGUCUGGCCUCUUCACAUGUAAAGUGACAGGUAUUUACGUAUUCACGUGGUCUAUAGAGGUGAAUUCUGAACACACUCUCAAAACACUCCUGAUGGUCAACGGAAGUGAACGUGGCCAGCUGAUUGUUCAGGGUUCAGUCAGCAAUGGGAACAUCGGUUCUACGACUGUAGUUAUACGGCUGAGUGUCACUGAUCGUGUCCUUAUCUUGCAAGAUUCCGUUUCACCUGGGACUAUUUUAGGAAAUUCCUCUUCGUUUUCAGGUUUCUUUUUACAUCCAGUAUAAACCAAGAAAAUAUCGGGGUGGUUUCGGAUAUUUAAAGUAUUCCGGAUGUGUUUUGCUAAUUUGAAACAGUUAAGGCCAUAUCAGGACAGUGUGCGCAAAUGAUGCGGUAUUCCUGAAAUGUCUAGGACAUGAACUCGUUAUGCUUCUAUCUGUCACACUAACAACGAGCUACACGUGCCCAGAAAAACGCCACCGAAAAGACAGUAGAUGCACACUCGUAUAUAUACAUAUAUCAUAAUCUACCAUAAUCUAUAUUUUGAAUUGAUAGUCAAUCUAUAAUAAUAUAAAGACAUGUAGAUUAUAUCUUUUCUUGGAGUUUUAGUGGAUAAUCGUGAAGGAGAGAUAUAGAGGUAGCGACGACUACUUUGGGUAGACAUCUUUCUCUUCUACCCCAUGUUUUUGUUUUGUUUGUUUUUGUAUUGGUUUAGGACCAACAACACUGUAAAAAAGACAUUUACGAAAGCUAACACACCAAACCAAAACUUAAUAGCAUAAAUUAUGUAAAUACAUCAAUAUCGAACAAAUUGG